AUUCGAUUAAAGAAUAUACGAAAAGUAUAUGGAAGAUGUAUGUGGUAUCGCUUACGAUUAUUAAAACCGCAGCCAAAUAUUAUUCCUACAAUAAAGAAAAUAGUUCUGCUUGCAGGAUGGGCAUUGUUUUUAUUCCUUGCAUACAAAGUUUCAAAAACAGACAGAGAAUAUCAAGAAUACAAUCCUUACGAAGUAUUACAUUUGGAUCCUGGGGCAACAGUAGCAGAAAUUAAGAAACAAUAUCGUUUGUUGUCACUUAAAUAUCAUCCAGAUAAAGGAGGUGAUGAAGUUAUGUUCAUGAGGAUAGCAAAAGCUUAUGCAGCUUUAACUGAUGAAGAAUCCCGGAAAAAUUGGGAAGAAUUUGGGAAUCCAGAUGGACCUCAAGCUACAAGUUUUGGAAUUGCCCUGCCAGCUUGGAUAGUUGACCAGAAAAAUUCAAUUUUGGUGUUACUUGUUUAUGGAUUGGCAUUUAUGGUUAUCCUUCCAGUUGUUGUGGGCUCUUGGUGGUAUCGCUCAAUACGUUACAGUGGAGACCAGAUUCUAAUACGCACAACACAGAUUUAUACAUACUUUGUUUAUAAAACCCGGAAUAUGGACAUGAAACGUCUACUCAUGGUUUUGGCUGGAGCCUCUGAAUUUGAUCCUCAGUAUAAUAAAGAUGCCACAAGCAGGCCAACAGAUAAUAUUCUAAUACCACAGCUAAUCAGAGAAAUUGGCAGCAUUAACUUAAAGAAGAAUGAGCCUCCACUUACCUGCCCAUACAGCUUGAAGGCCAGAGUUCUUUUACUGUCUCACCUUGCUAGAAUGAAAAUUCCUGAGACACUUGAAGAAGAUCAGCAAUUUAUGCUGAAAAAGUGUCCUGCUCUCCUUCAAGAAAUGGUGAAUGUAAUCUGCCAACUAAUAAUUAUGGCCCGGAGCCGUGAAGAAAGGGAGUUUCGUGCUCCAACUUUGGCAUCCUUAGAAAACUGCAUGAAGCUUUCUCAGAUGGCUGUUCAAGGCCUUCAGCAGUUCAAGUCUCCCCUUCUGCAACUCCCUCACAUUGAAGAGGACAAUCUUAGACGGGUUUCUAACCAUAAAAAGUACAAAAUUAAAACGAUCCAGGAUUUGGUGAGCUUAAAAGAAUCAGAUCGUCACAAUCUUCUGCACUUCCUUGAAGAUGAAAAGUAUGAAGAGGUCAUGGCUGUCCUUGGGAGUUUUCCGUAUGUGACUAUGGACAUAAAAUCACAGGUAUUGGAUGAUGAAGAUAGCAACAAUAUCACAGUAGGAUCCCUAGUUACAGUGUUGGUUAAAUUAACAAGGCAAACAAUGGCAGAGGUGUUUGAAAAGGAGCAGUCCAUCUGUGCCGCUGAGGAGCAGCCAGCAGAAGAGGGGGGGGACGCUAACAAGAACAGGACAAAAGGAGGAUGGCAACAGAAGAGUAAAGGACCCAAGAAAACAGCUAAAUCAAAAAAAAAGAAGCCUUUGAAAAAAAAACCUACACCUGUGCCAUUACCACAGUCAAAGCAGCAGAAACAAAAGCAGGCGAAUGGAGUCCUCGGGAGUGAAGCUGUAGUAAAAGAAGACGAAGAAGAAAUGUCUGACAAAGGCAGUGAUUCUGAAGAAGAAGAAACCAAUAGAGAUUCUCAAAGUGAAAAAGAUGAUGGUAGUGACAGAGACUCCGACAGAGAGCAAGAUGAAAAGCAAAACAAAGAUGAUGAAGCAGAAUGGCAAGAAUUACAACAGAGCAUACAGCGAAAGGAGAGAGCGUUACUAGAAACCAAAUCAAAGAUAACACAUCCUGUUUACAGUCUUUACUUCCCCGAGGAAAAACAAGAAUGGUGGUGGCUCUAUAUUGCAGACAGGAAGGAACAGACAUUAAUAUCUAUGCCAUAUCACGUGUGUACACUAAAAGAUACUGAAGAGGUAGAAUUGAAGUUCCCUGCACCGGGCAAGCCUGGCAAUUAUCAGUAUACAGUGUUUCUGAGGUCAGACUCCUACAUGGGUUUGGAUCAGAUUAAGCCAUUGAAGUUGGAAGUUCAUGAGGCUAAGCCUGUGCCCGAAAAUCACCCACAGUGGGAUACGGCAGUCGAGGGGGAGGAAGACCAGGAGGACAGUGAAGGCUUUGAAGAUAGCUUUGAGGAGGAAGAAGAGGAAGAGGAAGAUGACAACUGAACAGUACUAUGAAUGGACCAUCAUAUUUGCAACGUUUUGCUGUUUUGGAAGUGUAUAAUAAACCAGGAGCGGUGCGGAAGGAUGUUGAUGAAAGUGUUAGUUCUUUACUAGAAAUGGAUGCAUAAUUUAAUUAGGCAGUGACGGUGUCUUGGUACAACCUGAAAACACUGAAGGCUUGUUAAACUGGCACGUUAGGGAUGGUGCAUUUAUUUCAUCUGCAAAUGAUAAUAAACCCUUUGUUAUAACUGUCCAGAGUGUGGGCUAUGCAUUAUAUGAUCAACUUACGGUCCCAAAGUAAAGAUACUUGAAAACCAACGUAGAAACAAGCAACUCCUCUUGGUUCGGCAUUAGUUUGAGCAAACAGUGCAGUAUGACACCACGAACAGGUUUGAACAACCUCGGAGAAGCUUUUUGACAUUUUACUGUGGCACAUGCCUAUCAGCUCCAUCUGUGGCUCUUAAAGUUUUCUUGCUACCCAUCAUGGCCAUAAGUUUGUGUUUUCUCAUAUUCCACAUUAUAGGGAUGGCUACAUUUUGGUAUUUUCUUCUCUUUUUAACUGCCCAGAGUUAUCACACAGAUCGUUAAAAAAUGGCUUUUUAUGGCUUAAAACAUUUUUAAGCCUCUGUGUUAGCAGAUCAGUUCAGGGUCUUAGUGAUGUGGGACCAUAUGUUCUCUGAUGCUGGCGACUUAUGUUAUUAAACCUUUACUGAAAGGUUCACUAUGAAAGCUGAAAUACAGUCUUAGCUUUUAAUCUACCUGACUAUCAGAAACCUUUUAAGGAAAAACAAACACAAAAACAUGCAGAGGAGGAACUUUUUGUAUUCACUUUGGACUCCUGUCAAUAAAAUAGAUGUUUGGUUCAUUUUA
Echinops telfairi (small Madagascar hedgehog) is the source of this 3018-nucleotide messenger RNA. It is a transcript of the gene SEC63, whose product is annotated as SEC63 homolog, protein translocation regulator. The record is from RefSeq and is a predicted model, not a curated record. The coding region runs from base 40 to 2151 and encodes 703 amino acids. Gene Ontology annotation, molecular function: RNA binding; transmembrane protein transporter activity. Gene Ontology annotation, cellular component: Sec62/Sec63 complex. NCBI's taxonomy places the organism in Eukaryota, Metazoa, Chordata, Mammalia, Afrosoricida, Tenrecidae. Gene Ontology annotation, biological process: SRP-dependent cotranslational protein targeting to membrane; post-translational protein targeting to endoplasmic reticulum membrane. The transcript is spliced from 20 exons.